Messenger RNA from Triticum dicoccoides, 1492 nucleotides. RefSeq names its product WEB family protein At1g75720-like. The record is from RefSeq and is a predicted model, not a curated record. The transcript has 2 exons. Gene Ontology annotation, biological process: chloroplast accumulation movement; chloroplast avoidance movement. NCBI's taxonomy places the organism in Eukaryota, Viridiplantae, Streptophyta, Magnoliopsida, Poales, Poaceae. Bases 299 to 1261 code for a protein of 320 amino acids. Gene Ontology annotation, cellular component: cytosol.
ACAUUGCCAUCUCGUAUGGUACCGUACUGGCAAGCACAAGCACAAGCUAGCAUACAACAACGUCCUAACCUCUUCCCUAGCUAGCUCAGCCGCUAACCACAUCCCCACUUGCAUCCAUCUUGCUGCCGUUUUGUCUCAUCUUACUUAGUUGCAUCCAUCCGUCAAGUACAUACACACAUACAUAUAUUCUCCGAUGUGCAUGCCCGCAUUCCUGAGCUGAUCGAUCCAUCCUGUCCCUGGUUGCGUUUGGUCGGUUGGGCUGAUCGAGCAGAGGCAGUGAUUGAUUGAUCGAUCGCCGAUGGAUCACGGCGGCGGCGGCGUGGUGAUGGUGGGGAGGGCGGAGAUCGACACGCGGGCGCCGUUCAAGUCGGUGAAGGAGGCCGUCGCGCUCUUCGGCGAGAGGGUGCUCGCCGGGGAGCUCCUGUUCCACGCCCCCCGCGACGCCAACACCGCCGCCGAUCAGCUGGUACGAUUACGCCAUCGAGUGACGGCAGCGCCAAGACCCGUUGUUCACCACCAAGCCGUCACCAUCGCCCCCGCCGUCGCCAUGGUAGCGGCGCCACCGCCGCCGCGUCGCAUGCCGGCAGCGCCGGCGACGAGGGAGCUGGACGACGCAAAGCACGAGCUGGAGAAGGAGCGUGAGGAGAAGCACAAGAUGGCGGGCUGCAUCCAGUCCCUCCAGGAGGAGCUGAGCAGCGCCAUGAGGGAGCUGCAGAAGCUCAAGGCGCGCGACGAGGACGCCCGCGCCAAGGUCAUCGAGGUGGAGGACCUCAAGUUCAUGGAGACCGACGAGCCGCAGCACCACCAGCACCAGCACCAGCACCAGAGCCCGCCGGCCAACGGCCACGAAGCCAUGGCAGCGAACCGCGCGGCGGCCGCCGCUGAGUUCCAGAAGAAGAGGUACGUCACCUUCGCCGACCCACCGGCGGCCGCGUACGACCGCGCGCCCUCGCCGCCGCGGGACGUGGUGCUGGAGCUGCAUCGCCAUCAGCAGCCGCAUUACGCGCCUGCGGCGGGGCGGCCGCAGUAUCGUGAGGCGCGGUUCCAGAGGCAGGUGUCGGCCGGGCCAGGGCACGAGGCGGUGAAGAAGGCGAUGGCGGCCGCGGCCGAGGAGGAGGAGGGGAGGAAGAAGAAGAAGAAGCCGUUGAUCCCGCUGGUGGGCGCACUGUUCAUGAGGAAGAAGAAGAGCUCCGCUACCACGGCCAGCAGCCACCGUGCCGACGAUGGCUCGUCGGCGGUCAAGCCACGCCCGUCCUUCUAAUCGAUGACGUCCGUCGUGAUGCGUGCGUGCAGGAGUUGGUAAUUGGCCCUUGGAUCUUGUCUCUUGAGUAAACGUUCGGUGAUAGUGAUGAAUCAAUAAACGUUUAUAGCAUGCAACACAUGCAUGUAUAUUUUUGUUUCUCGGUACAAGAAAAAGCAACAGAAUUUGCUAUGGACAAUAUGUAUAAAUUGCACUUGUUUUAAUUAGUGUACUCCAUACUACUUUUAUGUU